Messenger RNA from Gordionus sp. m RMFG-2023, 2812 nucleotides. Its product is annotated as transcription factor IIIB 90 kDa subunit-like. The transcript is spliced from 9 exons. Lineage: Eukaryota; Metazoa; Nematomorpha; Gordioida; Chordodea; Parachordodidae. Gene Ontology annotation, cellular component: transcription factor TFIIIB complex; nucleus; transcription preinitiation complex. The record is from RefSeq and is a predicted model, not a curated record. Gene Ontology annotation, biological process: transcription preinitiation complex assembly; DNA-templated transcription initiation; transcription by RNA polymerase III. The coding region runs from base 55 to 2640 and encodes 861 amino acids. Gene Ontology annotation, molecular function: TBP-class protein binding; RNA polymerase III general transcription initiation factor activity; RNA polymerase III type 3 promoter sequence-specific DNA binding.
CUAUUAAAUCAUUUAAUCUAUUUUUAUACUCAAAUUUUUUUUUGCAACAAUAUAAUGUCAGAAAUUAAAUCUUCUAAAAGAUCUUCACUGACUUGUCCUAAUUGCGGAUCUGCAGAUAUUGACACAGAACCAUCACGAGGUGAUUCGGUAUGUAUUAAUUGUGGAUCUGUUGUUGAAGAUACUCUCAUUGUAUCAGAAAUAGGCUUUCAAGAAGAUAAUCAUGGCGGGAUUUCAGCAAUAGGGACUUUUAUUAAUGAAGAUGGUAUUAUACAUACUUCUUCUCGCUCUCGUAAUUCAAACAGUUUUGCUACUGCUCUCCUCAAUCCUUCCUCCAUGUCAGCCGACAACGCUCACGGUAAUGAUGCUAAUAAUCAAACCUCAGCCAAGCCCAAUUUCGUAUCGUUAUCAGGCUCCACUCAACAUACCUUAACCAGGGCCAGAUCCGAUCUCACGCGACUGGCGGCAAGACUCAAAAUCAAUAGCACGUGUCUCGAAACGGCGCUUAAUUUCUACAAAUUGGCUCUGUUUAAAGGUUUCAUGAGAGGCCGUCGCCAAGCUAUGAUAUAUGGAGCCCUGCUCUACUUGGUAUGUCGUCUCGAAAAUACAAGCCAUCUCUUGUUAGACUUUUCGGAUGCUUUAACAGUUUCAGUUUACGAUUUGGGUAAAUAUUACCUAAAACUAUCGGCCGAGUUAUGCAUCAACGCUCCCGUAACUGACCCGGCACUUUACAUACCACGAUUCGCUCAAAAGCUGGAAUUAGGUAAAAAAACACACGAAGUUGUCAUGACCUCACUGAGGCUCAUAUCUAGAAUGAAAAAGGAUUGGUUACACGCCGGCAGAAGGCCUUCAGGCCUCUGUGGGGCCGCCCUCCUGGUUGCCGCCCGCUUGCAUAAUUUUAAUCGCACAACACGCCAAUUGGUAAAUAUUGUUAGGGUUAGGGAAACCACACUCAAAAAGAGGUUAAAAGAAUUUGCAGCGACUCCCUCUGCUUCACUAUCUUUGACCGAAUUUUUUGAAAUUGAUUUAGAAGAAGAAUGUGAUCCCCCUUCAUUUGCUAAAUCAAAAGCUAACUCCAAAACUCAGUUUUUGGAUAAUUUAAAGUUUGCCGAGGUAUCGAAAGAGAUAAAAUCUUUACAGCAACAAAUCGAAGAAGAGUUGACCGAACUUAGAGUUAAUAAGAAAAAUAGGAGAACUUCUUUCAAGUCCAAUCAGUCAUCGGUAGAUAGCUGCAAUGACAUUCCUUCUGUUAAUCAAAAUGACGACAUGAUAUCCACCUUCGAUGAAACAUCAGCGGCCUACGAACUCAUAAAUACGCAAAUUAUAGGGAAUCUCAUCAAAGCGCAAGACAACGAACCCAAAAAUAUAAAUUCCGAAGAUCAAAAUGAGCCAAAUGGUGAAAAUAACCAGGAUAUUAGUGAUCAUAUUAAUAGUGAAACCGAUGAAGAUACCUUCAAAAUGGCAGAGAGUCAAACGUCUGAUCUAAUUAAGAAUAAUGAAAAUAAACUUCUGAAUAGUGGUGGAAAAGUUUUAGGAUUGAAAUACCUGCCCACUAUUGAAAGUUUAGAUCUAAUUUCGACUAGGGGAGAUGAUAGAUCACAAUUUGUAAAUCCAUUUGAAAAAUCGUUGAAUAGUGGAGAUAUAGCAGAAGUAGAACCUGAAUUAAACGACCCCCAAUCCAUUGUAAAGGAAGACGAACAAGAUCUAUUAGACCUGACUGGUAUAGAUGACGAAGAAUUAGAUGGUUUAUUGAUGUCUCCCGAUGAAGUCAUUUUAAGGACCCUCAUUUGGGAGAACGAAUACGGCGAAUUCAUGAAACAAAGAGAAGCUAAGCAAGCUAGCAUCAAUUCCAUCCAGACAACUGUUACCUCGGAAUUAAAAUUAUCAAAAGAUGUUAAGAACAUUUUAUCGGCUGCAGGUAACCUCAAGCCCGGAGCUGAAGCCGGGCAGAGGAUAUUCAGAGGCAAAAAAGUCAGUAGCAAAAUCAAUUACGACGUUUUAAAGGGCCUGGGUUUCAAGGGAUCCCAUCUUGCCGACCGUACUCUGUGGAAUACCAUAGAAGCUUUGAAAGACGCGGAGUCUAAGGAGGAAGUGAGUGAAAUAAAUUCCAUAUGCACAAAAGAAACAUUAUUAGCCCUGAAAAAUGACGAUAAUAACGAGAUCAUAGAGGAUUAUUUACAAAACUCCAUCCUUGCUAAUAAAAGGAAAGAGGAUGAUGACGUAAAUAAGGUAGAAAACGUCAAGGAUAGUUGUUACACGUCUAAUUUGAAUGUUUGUGGGGAUAGUGAUUUUAAGCGAAAGCUCGAUGCCGAUGAUUACCUAUUCGUCGAUUUCAAGAAAUCACAUGACAAUGAUGCUAAACAUAAACCCUAUAAAAAUACAUGUAAUCAAAACACAAAGCACGCCGAAGCUGCCGAGGAUGUUGUCAUGAUAGAUGAGCGCAUGUCUAAAAAAAAGGAAAUAUUAUCUUUGGAGGACAAAUCUGUGAUGUUGAUAGAGGAGGAAGAGGAAGACGAAGAAUUGUUAUCGGAAGAUGAGCACCAGAUCAACCCUAGUAUGUUGAGCGCGGCUCAACUCCUCGCACAAAUGAGAGGUGAUGAUGGGGAAUACGAUCAUUUCGAUGGCCAAGACAUUGAUUAUUGAACAUUUUUUAAACCUCCAGAAUAUUCCUUAUAUCGGGGUCCAAUAUACAGACCAUGUUCUAAGAAUUUUGCGAAAUAUGCUUCCAAUCAAAAAAAAAUAGACAAAUUAUUAUAAUUUAUAUAUUACACUAUUUAAUGACCAUGUUUUAGAAUGAAAGACUUUCUUGAAAAUU